GUCAGAAUCUUGUGGUGAUGUUUCUACUGCAGCUCUGUCGGCUGCUGUUGGAGCUGAGCCUGUGGCGGCCAGUCUCAGGCAGUCCUACCGACGACAACGCACUGCGGAGCGGCCAUGGAGAGCAAGGAGAGCCGGGAUACAACGAGCAUCAUAAAGACUCCUACAGCACUUUUGCUUCGGAAUUUCUCGAGUCCAGGUAUCUCUCAGAUGAAGGUUAUCCUUUUCCAACUGCCCCUCCUGUUGACCCUUUUGCACGCAUCAAAGUCAGUGAUUGUGGAGUAACCAAGGGCUGUAUCAGGUAUGGAAAGCCGGGUUGUGAUGCAGAGACAUGCGACUAUUUUCUGAGUUACAGGCGUAUCGGUACAGAUGUUGAAUUCGAGAUGAGCGCAGACACAGAUGGCUGGGUUGCUGUUGGAUUUUCUUCUGACAAGAAAAUGGGAGGUGAUGAUGUCAUGGGCUGUGUCCACGAUGACAACGGGCGGGUGAGGAUCCAUCAUUUCUACAAUGUGGGCCAGUGGGCCAAAGAGAUAAAGCGAAACCCAGCACGAGAUGAAGAGGGCCUCUUUGAGAACAACCGGGUUACAUGUCGCUUCAAGCGCCCGCUUCAUGUGCCCCGGGAGGAAACUCUGGUGGACCUACAUCUCAGCUGGUACUACUUGUUUGCCUGGGGACCCGCUAUACAAGGUUCUAUCACAAGGCACGACAUUGACAACCCACCAGUGUCUGAUCGCAUGAUCAGCAUUUACAGAUAUGAGGACAUUUUCAUGCCCGCUACUGCAUACCAGACCUUUUCAUCUCCUUUUUGCCUCCUGCUGAUCGUGGCUCUCACCUUCUAUCUGCUCAUGGGCACCCCGUAACCACAACGCCUCACCGAUUAGACCUAUGGAGUCAUCACAGGGACAAGCAUGAGUUAUUUAUUACAUGCAACAAUAAAACAGCAUCUGAAAAUAUAGUGAAA
This is a messenger RNA of Trichomycterus rosablanca, 958 nucleotides long. RefSeq names its product DOMON domain-containing protein FRRS1L. Gene Ontology annotation, biological process: regulation of glutamate receptor signaling pathway; regulation of postsynaptic membrane neurotransmitter receptor levels. The coding region runs from base 18 to 857 and encodes 279 amino acids. NCBI's taxonomy places the organism in Eukaryota, Metazoa, Chordata, Actinopteri, Siluriformes, Trichomycteridae. The record is from RefSeq and is a predicted model, not a curated record. The transcript is spliced from 5 exons.